Messenger RNA from Entrophospora candida, 1268 nucleotides. NCBI's taxonomy places the organism in Eukaryota, Fungi, Glomeromycota, Glomeromycetes, Entrophosporales, Entrophosporaceae. The record is from the annotation of a GenBank genome assembly.
AAUUAUAUAAUAAUAAUAUACCUUAUGAUUCUGAUUAUAUUAGACCAAAUAAUAUAUACAAAAAUAGAUUACAUGAUAAUGGUGGUAAUGAUUAUAGAAACACAAGAAGACAUGAUGAAAUAAGAUAUCACGAAAUAAUAAGACAUGAUGAUGGAUUACAACAGAGUUACAAAAGACCGUCACUGUCACAUUCAAGAUCUAAAAGUGACAACAAAUAUUCUACAUACUAUUAUCCUAGAUCAAGAUCCCCCAGCUAUCAAAGAUCUAUAGAUUACAUAAGAAAACAAAGUCUUUCUCCAUCAUCAAUAUUAAAACAUGGAUUUGACGACUACUCAAAAAAUCAUAAAUCAUUAACAACAACGCCAUCAACAAAAAUGUCAACUACGUCGUUAAAAAAAAAAGAUUUAGAACUUGAUAUUAUAAAAAAAUCAGCAAAAAAACUAUCUGAAAAUUAUAAUCAAAUCUUGUUAGAACCUUCCAUUAGAAUUGAGGAACCUCCGCCGAUGCUUAUAGUGUUAGAUCUGAAUGGUACAUUGGUUUAUCGUGAUGGUGAACACAGACUGAUUCAUCUACGUCCUCACAUUUCGGCUUUUAAAAAUUUUCUAUUUCGAAACAAAAAUUUUAAUAUUAUGAUUUGGUCAUCAGCACAAAGAAUUAAUGUAAAUAGAAUGGCGAAGGAAAUUUUUGGAAAUGGAUACGGUGAAAUAUUACUUGAAAUUUGGUCUAGAGAUAAAUUUAACUUGACAAAUGAAGAAUAUCAUUCUAAAUGUUUAACAAUAAAAGAUUUGGAAAUGGUUUGGAAUGAAUUAAACACAUCUAUGAAUAAAAAUACGAUACAAUCAUCAAAUUCAGAAAGAAAACCAUCACCAUUUAUACCGCCACCACAUUCAUCGCUAUUACUACAAUCAUCAUCAAUAUUAUGGGAUCAGACUAAUACAGUAUUAAUAGAUGAUUCGCCACUUAAAGCCCAAUUACAGCCUCAUAACGCAAUACAUUUAAAAGAAUUUAAUCGAGAAUUAUUUUGCGAUGGAAAUGACAGCGAAUUAUUAAAUAUUAUUGAAUAUUUAGAAUUAUUAAAAUGUCAAAGCAACAUCAGUCAUUUUAUAAAAAAUCAUCCUUAUGAUAGCAAUCAAAAUUAUGUGAAUUAUUACCAGAACGAAAUAAACAUUGAGUCAGUAAGUGAUAACACGAAGAUUGUAGCUAAUAACUACUACGAGGAGGAGAAUGAAGGAAUAAUUGAAUUAGAUUUAGACGAAGAAGAUUUAUAG